GAAUGAUGAUUUUUGCAACGAAAUUCGUCCACGUUUCAAUCGUCCUAACCAUUGCAUGCGGUCGGUAUGUGACGUGUGCCGAUGCCGAUCUCCAGCAGGCCUUCCGCAUCACACCGAACGACAUCGAGGCGGUCCAGGGUGACGAGGUGGUGUUGCGCUGCGAGAUAGAACACCUCGCCGGCCGGGUCCAGUGGACGAAGGACGGGUUUGCGCUGGGCUUCAGUAAUGAAAUCGUCGGCUACCCGAGGUUUUCCCUCAACCAGAACCACAGCGACGGUGUCUACAAUCUGCGGAUCACCAAUACCUCCUACGACGAUGCGGCCCUGUACCAGUGUCAGGUUGGGCCGGCCAAACACAACCAUCCAAUUAGGGCGCAGGCCAAGCUGACCGUCGUCGCUACAUCUAAGGACUUUCACGGCAAGUAUAAUCGAAAUUAA
Anopheles nili is the source of this 437-nucleotide messenger RNA. Its product is annotated as irregular chiasm C-roughest protein-like. Gene Ontology annotation, molecular function: cell adhesion molecule binding. Gene Ontology annotation, cellular component: cell-cell junction. The coding region runs from base 3 to 437 and encodes 144 amino acids. NCBI's taxonomy places the organism in Eukaryota, Metazoa, Arthropoda, Insecta, Diptera, Culicidae. The record is from RefSeq and is a predicted model, not a curated record. Gene Ontology annotation, biological process: cell-cell adhesion. The transcript has 3 exons.